AAGACCCACACUCCCAUGUGAACAUAAUGAAAUAUUUAUAUUCUAUGACUCUAAAUUAUUUUAUUCAAGGUCAUAGGUCGCCUCUGAUAAAUUAUUAUUUCUAGAAUAAUCUGUAAAAAACGGUAUUUGGUUUUUGAGUAGCCGGUCGAUCCAGGCUUCCUUACCGGAGUUCAAAUUUUGCGUAGACAAUUCAGUCUAGCGGCCCCCAAAGAGAUACUGCGAAAUAUGGAGAAGCACGAAGUCGUUCCCGACGUCAUAGACGUAGCCCCCGACCAAAGCGUUGAGGUCUCCUAUCCAAGCGGGGUCAAAGUUGACUUCGGCAACGAACUGACGCCUACCCAAGUCAAAGAUAUCCCCAGCGUAAAGUGGACAGCUGACGCCAGCACCCUAUACACUCUUUGCAUGACAGACCCCGAUGCGCCAUCCAGGAAGGAACCGACGUACCGUGAAUGGCACCACUGGCUAGUUGGAAACAUUCCCGGCAAUGAUGUAUCCAAAGGUGAGACCUUAUCAGCCUACGUUGGUUCCGGCCCCCCACAGGGCACAGGACUCCACCGGUACGUCUUCCUCGUUUACAAACAGAAUGGCAAGAUAGAUUUUGAUGAGAAGAGGCUUCCCAAUAACUCGGGAGAUGGAAGAGGCUGUUUCUCCAUCAGGAAAUUCGCUUCGAAAUACAAUUUGGGACAACCAAUUGCUGGUAACCUUUAUCAAGCCCAAUGGGACGAUUACGUGCCAAUCUUAUAUAAACAGCUUGGCGAAUAGAGAAGUCUUAUGAUCUAUUUUUGAUUUGGAGUUAGUAUUUCAUUUCCAUAUUAUCUCAUAUAAUUAUACUUAAUUAUACAAGUUGAAAGUCUUCUAAAAUAGAAGUGUAUCACUUUU
Molecule: messenger RNA, 879 nt
Organism: Coccinella septempunctata (seven-spotted ladybird)
Lineage: Eukaryota; Metazoa; Arthropoda; Insecta; Coleoptera; Coccinellidae
Product: phosphatidylethanolamine-binding protein homolog F40A3.3-like
Exons: 2
Coding region: 226-762 (178 amino acids)
Source: RefSeq, a predicted model, not a curated record